Gymnogyps californianus (California condor) is the source of this 3222-nucleotide messenger RNA. RefSeq names its product heat shock protein family A (Hsp70) member 4 like (gene HSPA4L). The record is from RefSeq and is a predicted model, not a curated record. Bases 132 to 2720 code for a protein of 862 amino acids. Gene Ontology annotation, biological process: protein folding. Gene Ontology annotation, molecular function: ATP binding; ATP-dependent protein folding chaperone. Gene Ontology annotation, cellular component: cytosol; nucleus. The transcript has 20 exons. Lineage: Eukaryota; Metazoa; Chordata; Aves; Accipitriformes; Cathartidae.
ACUGCCGGUUGGUGGCCGGUGCUCCGCAGUGGGGGAGAGACGGGUGAGGAGCCGGGUCCCAGCAGCCCAGACGGUCGCCGCUGCCGCUGUAGUCACAGGCCGGCGGGGAGCGGGAAGUACCAGGCGCAGCCAUGUCCGUGGUUGGCAUUGACCUCGGCUUCCUCAACUGCUACAUCGGCGUCGCGCGGAGCGGCGGUAUCGAGACCAUCGCCAAUGAGUACAGCGACCGCUGCACCCCAGCAUGUAUAUCUUUAGGAUCCAAGACCCGGGCUAUUGGGAAUGCAGCAAAGAGCCAGAUUGUCACAAAUGUAAAAAAUACAUUACAUGGUUUCAAAAAACUGCAUGGAAGAGCAUUUGAAGAUCCUUACAUACAAGCUGAAAGGGCCAAACUUCCCUAUGAACUUCAGAAGAUGCCGAACGGCUCCGUAGGAGUAAAGGUGAGAUACCUAGAUGAAGAGAGACUGUUUGCAGUUGAACAGAUUACAGGAAUGUUACUGGCCAAACUUAAAGAGACUUCAGAAAGUGCUUUGAAGAAACCAGUGGCAGACUGUGUGAUUUCAGUACCCAGUUUCUUCACUGAUGCUGAGAGAAGGUCUGUAAUGGCAGCUGCACAGAUUGCAGGAUUAAAUUGUCUGAAGCUGAUGAAUGAAACUACAGCAGUUGCACUAGCCUAUGGGAUAUACAAGCAAGAUCUGCCAGCCUUGGAAGAGAAGCCAAGAAAUGUGGUCUUUGUAGAUAUGGGGCAUUCUGCGUAUCAGGUUUCAAUCUGUGCUUUUAACAAGGGAAAACUGAAGGUCUUGGCUACUACCUUUGACCCUUUCGUAGGUGGUAGGAAUUUUGAUGAGGCUUUGGUAGACUACUUCUCUGAAGAAUUUAGGACAAAAUACAAACUGAAUGUAAAAGAGAAUCCCCGGGCGCUGCUACGAUUGUAUCAGGAAUGUGAAAAACUGAAGAAGCUUAUGAGUGCAAAUGCUUCUGACCUUCCACUCAAUAUUGAGUGCUUCAUGAAUGACCUUGAUGUCUCCAGUAAGAUGAACAGAGCUCAGUUUGAGCAACUGUGUGCUCCCCUUCUGUCCAGAGUGGAACCUCCUCUAAGAGCAGCCAUGGAUCAAGCUAAACUUCAGCGUGAAGAUAUCUACAGUAUAGAAAUAGUAGGUGGGGCUACUAGAAUUCCAGCAGUGAAGGAACAGAUCUCUAACUUUUUCUGUAAAGAGAUAAGCACCACGCUAAAUGCUGAUGAAGCUGUUGCAAGAGGCUGUGCCUUGCAGUGUGCAAUUCUUUCCCCAGCUUUUAAAGUGCGUGAAUUUUCCAUCACAGAUGUUGUUCCUUAUUCUGUAACGUUAAGAUGGAAAUCAUCUUACGAAGAAGGAACAGGGGAGUGUGAAGUCUUCAGUAAGAACCAUGCUGCUCCAUUCUCAAAAGUAAUUACUUUUCACAAGAAAGAGCCUUUUGACCUAGAAGCUUACUAUACCCAUCCGCAUGAAGUGCCUUAUCCUGAUUCCAGAAUAGGGCGUUUCACUAUUCAAAAUGUUGGUCCCCAACAUGAUGGCGACAAUUCCAAAGUGAAGGUUAAAGUGCGCGUCAAUAUUCAUGGCCUUUUCAGCGUGGCUAAUGCUUCUAUAAUAGAGAAGCAGAACAUAGAGGGAGAUCACAAUGACACACCUAUGGACACUGAAUCAUCAAGUAAGAACCAAGGCAAAGAUGAUGAGCUGCAAUUACCUUUCAUUAUUGAGGAUGAUACCCUCGACUCUGAGGAGGAGGUUUGUGGUGAUAAAAUGCAGGUUGAUCAAGAUGAAGGUAUUCAGAAAAAUCAAGCUGAACAACAGAACCAAGCAGAUGAGGAAACUGAAAAUGCAGGAACUGAAACAAAAGCUGCUUCUGGAGACAAGCAAGAUCAUCCAGCCCAGCCAAAGGCUAAAGCAAAAGUUAAGAGUAUUGACCUACCUAUACAGGCAAGCCUCUAUAGACAACUGGGACAAGAUCUUAUCAAUUGCUAUAUAGAAAAUGAGGGGAAGAUGAUGAUGCAAGACAAGCUUGAGAAAGAAAGAAAUGAUGCUAAGAAUGCUGUUGAAGAAUACGUGUACGACUUCAGAGACAAACUGUGUGGAGUCUUUGAGAAAUUCAUCACUGAAGAAGAUUCAAACAAGCUGACCUUGAUGUUGGAGGACACAGAAAAUUGGCUUUAUGAAGAUGGAGAGGACCAACCAAAACAAGUAUACAUGGAUAAGCUUCAGGAAUUAAGAAAAUUUGGACAGCCUAUUCAGGAAAGAUACAUGGAACAUGAAGAGAGACCAAAAGUUUUAAAUGAACUGGGAAAGAAGAUUCAGCUGCUUAUGAAAGCAGUAGAAGCAUACAAAAAUAAGGAUGAAAAAUACGAUCACCUAGAUCCUGCUGAGAUGGAAAAAGUCGAAAAAUACAUUAGUGAGGCUAUGAAUUGGUUGAACAGCAAAAUGAAUGCCCAGAACAAACUAAGUCUAACUCAGGAUCCAGUUGUCAAAGUGGCAGAAAUAUUGACAAAAUCUAAGGAAUUGGAUAGCUUCUGUAAUCCCAUUAUAUACAAGCCCAAACCGAAGAUAGAACCUCCCAAUGAUGGGCAGUCAAAAGCUAAUGGUGAACACAAUGGACCAGUGAACGGACAGAGCGGUACUGAAACAAAACCUGAAGCAGCGAAGGACAAUUCUCAGCAGACCAAACCACCCGGAGAAAUGGAAGUGGACUAAAGCUUGCAUUUCUUUUACUGAAUUAAAAUAGUGCAAGUAACCACAGGGUCCAUUUUUUUUUUUUGUCUGGUACACACCUCAGAUGUUCAGUUAUUCUUAGCCAAUCUUCUGUCAUUUGUUGCUGAGUAGUUUUGAAAGUGUUUCAUAUUAAGUACACCUCUGAUGUUCAUUUCCACUGAUGCUGCUUAUGUGGAGCUUUAGCCAAAUGUAGAUUGUAUAAGUCAGUUUAAGCUUUCCCAAUAUAUUUUAUAUCAAACAUACAGAAUUGAUAUAUAAAUGGCAACGAUCUACCUUAUUUAAAGCUUUUAUUGUGGAUAAACCUCAGCUCCUUUAUUCAGGAAAGGAUACUGUAUUGCACUACUGAUGCUCAAGUGUAGAUCUAAUUGCGUCUUUAUUUUGGAAAAAUAUUGGAAUUGAAGUGGCAAAACUUGUCACUUGAAGCACUGACCUUUUCUAGUUAUUGUAUUGUUAUAAUUUAAAUAUUAAAAUAGAGGUUAGUUGG